Molecule: messenger RNA, 2832 nt
Organism: Fusarium odoratissimum NRRL 54006
Lineage: Eukaryota; Fungi; Ascomycota; Sordariomycetes; Hypocreales; Nectriaceae
Exons: 1
Coding region: 1-2832 (943 amino acids)
Source: RefSeq, a predicted model, not a curated record
AUGGCCGAAGUUGCUGGUCUCGCACUUGGGGCUGUCGGGGUUGUAGGCCUUAUCGGCGCUUUCAAGGACACCAUCGACCUCUUCGGUCUCUUGGCCGAGUCUCGCGAUCUGGGGCGAGACUAUGAGAUUUUGAGGAUUAAACUCGAUAUACAGAAAACCCUUCUGCUUCAGUGGACUGAUCGAGUAGGCCUCUUACGCCAAGACGACUAUGACCCAUAUCUUGAUCAAGCUCACACUCGGGAAGCAAUCGGUCAUACAUUAAGCUGCAUUCGACUUCUGCUAACGGAUGUGACUACUCUAAAAAACAAGUAUGGACUUGACGAAGCAAACGAUCAAGAGGGUACCACGCCGCUCGUUUCGGUCUCCUCUAUUAGUGCCUGGCGUAUGGGAGUGUUCAGGACUCAAUAUGAUGAUUUCAAGAAACGAAUAGCCCAAGGCAACGACAAGCCUUUCCGCAGCAGGGCACUUUGGGCUGUUCGAGACAAACAAAAGUUUGAAAUUCUCAUCAGAGACCUGGCAGAUCUCAUUACGAGUCUCGAUAAGCUGAUACCUGUCACCAGUAAACAGCCCGCCCUUCGAAAUUUGGCCGAUGACGACGUGAGGAGUAUUUCUGGAUUACAAAACCUAAAGAUGCUGCUUGAAGCCUCCCAGGGGACGCACAGACUCAUCUCAGAGUCUGCCCAACGGAUCAUAUCCCGCGCCUGCGAAGAGAUCAUACUUAACCGACUCUGGUUCAGGAAGAUACAUGAAAGGAGGGAGACCGUGGCCGAUGCCCAUCUGGACACCCUUAAAUGGGCUCUCUAUCCCCCCAAGGACGAGGCUCACUGGCAUGAUCUCUCCCAGUGGCUCCGACAACCUUCUACACAUGAAGUAUACUGGAUAUCUGGCAAAGCCGGCAGCGGAAAGUCCACUCUUAUGAAGUAUCUUUAUACCCGAGAGCGCACCCGCAAGCUACUUAAACAAUGGUCCUAUCCCAGAAUGUGCAUGAUGGCCGACUUUUUCUUCUUCGAUCUCGGAACAGAGGAGCAAAAGUCCUUUGAAGGUUUAUCGCGGGCACUUCUAUACCAACUUCUAAAGCCUAAUCCGUCUCUCAUAAACAAGGCCCUCCCGGAUAUGGUCAAGGAACUCAAGGAAGCGGACAACAAUGAUGCGAGCUUGCCAUCACUAUCAGAAAUUCGAUAUGCGUUCAGGAUUUUAACCCAAGAACCCAACAUGCAGAAGUUUUGCAUAUUUAUCGACGGGCUCGACGAGUUUAGAGGCAACAUUCGGGAAAGUGUUUCGCUGAUCCAAGAGCUCAGUCAGUCUAGUCACAUAAAAGUCCUCGUGUCAAGUCGGCCUACCCCGGCUUGUGUGGCUGUAUACCAGAACUUACCUAAACUAAAACUUCAAGACCUUACACGAAAGGACAUCGGAGCCUAUGUCAAGGAUGUAAUUGGAGGUCAUUCAUACAUGAAGCGUCUUCUCAGGCGAUCACCCGAUGGAGCUAGAAGUGUUAUAAAUCAGCUUGUCGACAAGUCAUCGGGUGUAUUUCUUUGGGUUGUUCUGGCAUGUCGGUCGCUUCUUUCCGGGUUUGAAGACUGUGACAGGCUACCAGAGCUUCAGAAGAGAGUAGACGAGCUACCACCGGAACUCGAGGAUUUUUUCGACCUUAUGCUUGCCAAGAUCAAUCAACGAUACCAAUAUCAGGGGGCAUAUUUGCUGCUUCUGUGCUACGAAAGCCAACGGGCCUCGAGAAGUCCGGGUUGUCCGGCUCUUGCCAAUAUGGACACCCUUGCCUUAGCACUCGUCGACGAUCUCGAUGUGUCAGCAAAUAGCAUCGCGGGUCUUUCUUGGCAGGAUAAGAUAGAUCUCUGCACUGUGCUAGAAGGGAGGCUACGCAGUCGGUGUGGCGGCCUGUUGGAGACUCAGCCGGCUGGCAACAAAAAUGGUCAACUUGUGGGUGGAGUUGUUGUCUUCAUGCACCGUACUGUCUUUGAGUAUUUGAGUAACGAGUCCGUAUGGGAGCAAGACUGCUUGAGAACAGACCCCUAUGGCCCGGCGGUUCCUACAGGCCUAUCGAUGAGAGAUCUAUAUCACAUGAUUCUUCACGUUGCUGAAAUAGACAAGGAGGGCAAAUCCCAAAGAAUUGAGGCGCAGGUGAUCUCAGCUCUACGGAGUGGUUUGUUCUGGACUCAGAGAGGCGACGCCAUAGGCUUCUUUGAACAGCUACCCCACUUCCUAAGUGGACUUGUAGCUUGCAAAUACGAACCCAAGGAUCCGGUUCUCUCAGCUCUAGCCAAGGCUUGUCAUGAGCUACCUGGCACUGCGACAAGAAAUUACUUGCACGCACCCCUCCUCCUGGCCGCUGAUAUUGGUGCCCGAGAGUAUAUGAUCAGAAAUCCUGCAUUCCGCACGCUUAACGGCCCUAGCAUGCCAACAUGUGGCUGCCCUCCAUUAAUCUCUCUUGAAUUUCGGCCGUCAUGGUUCAAUCUAAACACAAGAAGCCGCCCAUCACCGCAGAGUGUCUCAGUGCUUUUGAGAUCCGGGGCCAACCCUCGACUUCGAGAAAAUGUCUUCACGCCCUGGUUGCUCUGGUUGCAAGAACCAUCGGGGCUCACGAGGAAAGACCGGACGAACGACGAAUUGCUCCAGGCUAUGGAUGUCGCUGAGACCAUGGUUAAGUACGACGCUGGGGGAAUCAAGGAUUUGAGGAAGUGGUUAGGCAGUGAUGAGUAUCGCAACCGGCCUAUUCCUGUGACGCAAAGGGGGAACAAAUUGCUUAAGUUCCUUGAUGAACAUGAAAGAAUGAUUUCGAACUUGACUAAAGACCAUAUUUUUGAUAGGAGCAGAUAG